Molecule: messenger RNA, 1032 nt
Organism: Jaminaea rosea
Lineage: Eukaryota; Fungi; Basidiomycota; Exobasidiomycetes; Microstromatales
Exons: 4
Source: RefSeq, a predicted model, not a curated record
GAUGACGUUCUGAACAUGCGCGCGGCCAUCGCCGAGCUGAGCCUCAGUUUCACUUCAACGCGAGCUCCAAUGGACGUUCACAUCCUCUUCCAGGUUUACGACAAGAAUUCGUCCUUUGCUGCAUCUACCACCGAGCGCGAGCGUGUGCUCCGCAACAAGAUCCCCGAGGAGUUCCGGAACCUCACCACCCUGUGGAGCGAAGAUCAAAUGGCGGCCGAGUACCGCGGCCUGCCUCACACGAAUAUGAUCAACAAUAUGAGCCCACACACGUGGUACCGAUCUUCGUAUAUGCCUCUUCAGGUCUUCGCCAAGCAGCAUCCUGAGUAUUCGUUCUUCUGGAACUGGGAGUCUGACGUGCGCGUCAUCGGCGACAUGCGUAACGCAUUAGAACAAUUCUCGGACUAUGCUAAGGGGCAGCCCACAUCUCCGAAUCUGGAGGGCAUGGCGACGUGGCCCAUGACGGCGGCACAAGACAAUGCGCAUCAGUCACAGCAUCACGAUCUACAGCACGGCGUUGGAACGGAGGCAGACCUCAUCACUCUCAAUCCCAUCUCUGAUGUGCCUGGUAGCGGAUGGUACUGGGAGUCCGAUGUGCAAGGCUACAACGAAGAGGCCCUUCGCUUUCGCAAAUUUUCUCUGGGUCGCUCUGUGCGAUUCUCCAGGGCCCUACUCGAGAGCAUGAACAGGGCAAAUGCUGUCGACAAGCGCUCAAUGUUCACCGAGUCAUGGCCUGCGUCCCUAGUCCAUCACUCGCACCUGCCUGAUGAACCUUCGCUGCAGUACUCUCGUGGGACUCUGGCGCCCAGAAUGAAGGCAGUCUACGUGCCCCAUCCAGUCUUCACCAACCACGCUUGGGAUCCAGCAGUCCUGGAACGCUUCUUGACUCGCUCUGAUCUUUUCUGCCCCUUGGCAAGAAUCGGAACUCGGGACUUCACCUUCCACGACGGACCAAGCCAGGCUGACCACGAUGCAUACUCGGCAUGGCUGAGCGGAGCUUGCCGCACUCGCGCCCUAGUCCGAUCGCGUCAUUGA